Molecule: messenger RNA, 2992 nt
Organism: Bufo bufo (common toad)
Lineage: Eukaryota; Metazoa; Chordata; Amphibia; Anura; Bufonidae
Gene: CENPT
Product: centromere protein T
Exons: 13
Coding region: 100-2520 (806 amino acids)
Biological process (GO): mitotic cell cycle; kinetochore assembly; chromosome segregation
Cellular component (GO): kinetochore
Molecular function (GO): DNA binding; protein heterodimerization activity
Source: RefSeq, a predicted model, not a curated record
CAAUGGGGUCGGUUUCCUGUGCGAGAUAUAUCGCGUGAUCAUGAAACGCAGAGCGGGAGCAUUUGUGUUUUUUCUUUCUGGAGAAGAGGACGAGGAGACAUGGAGGACUCCACAGAAGAUAACCUUACCACACGUUCUUUACUGAAGGGAAUACUGGCCACGGAGCUAGUUCGUACACAAGUGACGCGCAGGGCUAAACAAAGGUUGAGUCAGCGAUCAUCCACAUCUUAUGUCCAUCAAGAUGAGAGUUCAUCAUCCCCAUCUAUGAAUUUGCGUAGUAAAAUGCGAGCGAGAGCGAGACGUUCACUUGGAAAAUCGGCACUGGAAGUUUCAGUUCUUAAAAAAAAUGUGGCGACUAAUUCCAAUAGUAAGAAAAAGUCAGCAAAGAAAGGAUCUCAUCCUAUUAUGGAAGAUUUAGAUACCAUCACUCCAAGGACCUUGUUAAAAAAAAUUAUUCAAAAUGAGGAUGAAGUUUCGAUACUUGUUUCUCAGAGGUCACAAGCAGCUGCUGACGAUGAUAAACCACAGGAAGACUCUCCUACUGAAAGAUUAAGCAGUUUGGGCAGUGUCAAUCUGAGUCUGCCGGAUCUGCAAGACACCGAACAUGUUACAGUGUUUAAAACAUCCAGAAAGAAGAGGAAAAUGAGGGUUUCCGAAUUUGAGAGAGAAGUUGACGAAAGACUGCCUAAAAACAAAGACAAGCAGAACAUUUCAAAUGAUCCACAUGAUAAUUUUGAUGUCCCAUCUUUAUUUGUGAGCUCCUACACAAUAUCAGGGUCAACAGACAAUAAACUGGAUAUUUCAGCUGCACCAGAAUCUACUUUCAAGAGAGGCUUACUGCGCAGGCCCAACAAAGUAUGCUUGGUGUCGUUAGAUGACUUCGAGCAAGGAGUAGAAGACAAAUACCAGCAAUUAAAAGGCUCCCAGGAAUGCUUCAUUGAACCUCCUGAAGGGGACAAAUCGGAUGCAAGUGAAAUGGCUCUGCUGAACACCGUGCUGUACGCUCAGUCUUUACGUAAAGAGGCAAAUGUCUCAAAGUCUGACAGAGGACAAAAAGGAAAGAGGAAACACGUUUCAUCCUAUGAGGAGAUAAAAGAAGCAAAUGAACUUUUGGAGCCCGAAACUAAAAAUCGAAAUGCAAAUGUUCACCCUAUACUUAAGGCACAGACUCCAAAAGAUAAGGCUAAUGAUGGCUUUAGAGGAGUCCGUGGUGAAGUUAUUGAUGACGCUGAUAAAGGAGAAGCUAAUGAAGAUGGUGAAGAAGUUGAAGCUGGUGGUGACGGUGAUGAAGAAGCUAGUGGUGAAGAAGUUGAAGCUGGUGGUGAUAUUGGUGAAGAAGAUGAAGCUAGUGGUGAAGAAGUUGAAGCUGGUGGUGAUAUUGGUGAAGAAGUUGAAGCUAGUGGUGAAGAAGAUGAAGCUAGUAGUGAAGAAGUUGAAGCUGGUGGUGAUAUUGGUGAAGAAGUUGAAGCUGGUGGUGAUAUUGGUGAAGAAGUUGAAGCUAGUGGUGAAGAAGAUGAAGCUAGUAGUGAAGAAGUUGAAGCUGGUGGUGAUAUUGGUAAAGAUGAUGAAGCUAGUGGUGAAGAAGUUGAAGCUAGUGGUGAAGAAGAUGAAGCUAGUAGUGACAGUGGUGAAGAAGAUGAAGCUAGUGGUGACAGUGGUGAAGUUGAAGCUGGUGGUGACAUUGGUGAAGAAGUGGAAGAUGGUGGUGAAGAAGUUGAAGCUGGUGGUGAAGAAGAUGAAGCUAGUAGUGACAGUGGUGAAGAAGAUGUAGCUGCUGGUGACAGUGGUGAAGAUGAAGCUGGUGAAGAUCUCAACGAUGUUCAAAGUAGCAUGCGACAAAAUAAAUCCAGCCUGUUUAACCCUACUAGAAAGUCAGCAGGUGUCAAUGAAUAUUCUCACCGCAUGCAACAGACAAGGCUUGAUGAAGAAAAUGGCAUGCAAACAGCAGAAUCUAUUUAUGUGCAUACAGUAUCCAGACCAGAGGAAACUUCUGAACCUUUAGAAAGCAGUGGUGGUGAAAACUUGGAUGUUGCCAUAAACCGUGGAAUGGCCAAGAAGAAAGAAACUAACAAGCUGAUGCUAUCAGAAUUGCCAGAGACGCCAGCUUAUAUUAAGUUAGCUCGCUUUGUAAGCACAACUAAACCUGCUGUUAGCAAGAAGAUCCAAAGGAAAAGAAGCCCAAAGGCUAAGAAAACGGGAGCAGUGUUCUCCAGCAGCCAAAUAAAGCAGAUAUUUACUCAUCACUCUCAAGUGCGAGUCUCUAAGGACGCUUUGGAAGAUGUGGAAAAAUGUUUAGAUCUGUAUGUGAACCAGCUUGCCGUUGAUCUGUCUACAUACACCGCUCAUGCCAACAGGAAAACAGUAACACGUGCUGACAUGGAGCUUCUCAUGAAAAGGCAACGUUUGGUGACCGAUGUCACUUCUCUCAAUGUUCUCAUUGAAAAACAUUUACCGUUGGAAUGCAGGGCACUCCUAAUUCCAUGUGCAAUGAGUGGAAACAAGGUGUUUCCAAAAAUGUGACCUCCUCCGCCUAAAAUAUGGUAUUCUUAUAAUAUAUUGUAAAUAGUAAUGUCUGAUGUAAAAUUUUAAAGACCUUUUGUAUGUAAUAAAAUAUCUGAGUUGUGCCCCUUUCUGUUACUGUGAUUAUGUUUGAUGCUUUCCUUUAAAAAAAAAAAAAAAAUGGAUUUCCACUUUAGACAGUUAAUUUUAUGCUAUGGAUCCUCCAAUGAGAAGUUGGGUUUUACAUUACAUAACAGGAGAAAGGAUUCUCAAUAUUCAAGCAGAUUCCUCCUCUCUGACCUGUAGAGUACUUCUUAGCAAUGGGAGACAGUGUGUUCCUAUUUUGUGAUUUUUCACCUCUCCUAUAUACACUUUGUGACAGUAUCAUAAAUGUGACAUUCUGAAGUAACGAUGACUGUGCUUGUCACUGUGUCACCAGCAAUUAUUAAUAUCUUUAAAAGAUAACACAAGCGUCCUAUUAUUUUUUUACCUU